This is a messenger RNA of Paramecium pentaurelia, 504 nucleotides long. NCBI's taxonomy places the organism in Eukaryota, Ciliophora, Oligohymenophorea, Peniculida, Parameciidae. The record is from the annotation of a GenBank genome assembly.
AUGGCUUCAUAAUCUAAAAAAAAUAUCUCUGAAAAUAAAAGAGAUACCCUUUAAUUCUUUUCCAGAUAAAGCUAAAGUGCAUAAAAAUUUAUAGAAAACAAAGAAAAUGAAAAUCCUUAAUUCUUAAGUAUUGACAAACAAAAUUAUAAUUGUAAAAUAAGACAUAGUAUAUUGACAAAUGAAACAAUAAGUAAUAAGAAGUAAUGUGAAAUACUGAAAUUAAUAAAACCUGGUAGUGAUAAUUAUGUAGAAUUUGUUGUUUAUGAUGAUGAAGAAGUAGGAAUAACUAAAUAAUUUUCUGAGAAACUUCAAGAAGCUUAUGAUAGAGAUGAUGAUGUUGAGACAACUGAUAGUGUUUAGAAGUAGUUAUAAGAUAUAUGUUUAAAUGAUUUAGAAGAGGGGAUACAAUAAAAUUUGAGUGAUAAAAAUAAAAGGAUUAUAAAUUUAAAGAGAAUUCGAAAACAUUACAAUGAACUUGAGAGUAAAAAAGAGAUUAAAAAUUGA